Rotaria sordida is the source of this 438-nucleotide messenger RNA. The record is from the annotation of a GenBank genome assembly. Lineage: Eukaryota; Metazoa; Rotifera; Eurotatoria; Philodinida; Philodinidae.
AUGUCUUCAGAUCUUGAACUUGAUCAAUUCAAUGAUAAUAAUAUAGGAAUUGAUGAUAUUGAUAUAAAUUCAAAUAUACAAAAUCAUAAUCAAAAUCAAGCUGAAAAACGUGCACAUCAUAAUGCACUUGAAAGAAAAAGACGUGAUCAUAUAAAAGGUAGUUUUAAUGAUUUACGUGAUGUUAUUCCAUUAUUGAAAGGUGAAAAGGCAUCUCGUGCUCAUAUUCUUAAAUCUGCUACUGAAUAUAUUCAAUCAUUAAAAACAAAAACUCAACAACAUCAAAAAAUAAUUGAAGAUCUUAAACGACAAAAUGCAAUACUUGAAUUUCAAACACGUCUUGUUGAACGAGUGAAAGAAACAAGUUUAUAUGCUCGAAAUCAUGAAAAAACUAUUAAAACUGAACCUGAUAUUCAAACAACACGUAAUUUAUUAAAUUAA